Messenger RNA from Panicum hallii, 483 nucleotides. RefSeq names its product U1 small nuclear ribonucleoprotein C-like. The transcript has a single exon. Bases 1 to 483 code for a protein of 160 amino acids. The record is from RefSeq and is a predicted model, not a curated record. Lineage: Eukaryota; Viridiplantae; Streptophyta; Magnoliopsida; Poales; Poaceae.
AUGGCGCCCGCACCGCGCGGACUCGCCCUCCUCCUCCUCGCGGCGGCCUGCUCGCUUCUGACCGCGCCGCUGGCCGCCGCAGACGACGGACCCCUCGUGAAGCAGUUCUACUACUACUCCCCGCCGCCGCCGUCCACGCCCCCGGGCGGCGGGGCCGGCUACGCCUACCCCUCCCCGCCCAUGACGGGGGCGGCGAACGGGGGCCCGCCGUGCAACUGCGAGAAGCCGCCGCCGUCCACGCCCCCGGGCGGCGGGGCCGGCUACGCCUACCCCUCCCCGCCCACGACGGGGGCGGCGAACGGGGGCCCGCCGUGCAACUGCGAGAAGCCGCCGCCGGGGGCGACCCGCGCGCCGGGGGCCGGGCAGCAGGGGCAGGGGCAGCAGUACGCGUUCCUGUCCGGGUCGUCCUGGUCCCGGUCGCCGCCGGCGCUCCGGCUGCCGCUCCUCUGCGCCGCCGCGGUGGCCCUGCUUGCACGGCGCUAG